This is a messenger RNA of Vitis riparia (riverbank grape), 603 nucleotides long. Its product is annotated as disease resistance protein RPV1-like. Gene Ontology annotation, biological process: defense response. Lineage: Eukaryota; Viridiplantae; Streptophyta; Magnoliopsida; Vitales; Vitaceae. The record is from RefSeq and is a predicted model, not a curated record. The coding region runs from base 1 to 603 and encodes 200 amino acids. The transcript has a single exon. Gene Ontology annotation, molecular function: ADP binding.
AUGGUUGGGAUCUAUGGAUUUGGAAGAAUUGGUAAGACAACCAUUGCCAAAGUUUUAUAUAACCGAAUUGCCGCUCAAUCCAUGAUUGCUAGCUUUAUUGCUAAUGUUAGAGAGGAUUCCAAAAGUCGAGGUCUACUUCAUUUACAAAAGCAACUCCUUCAAGAUAUUUUGCCAAGAAGGAAGAACUUUAUAAGCAACGUUGACGAAGGGAUCCAUAUGAUAAAAGAUAGACUAUGCUUUAAAAAGGUCCUUCUUGUGCUUGAUAAUGUUGAUGAUUUGAAUCAACUAGAAGCCUUAGCUGGUGAUCAUAAUUGGUUUGGUUUAGGAAGUAGAAUUAUUGUUACAACUAGAGAUAAGCAUUUGUUGGAGGUGCAUGAAAUGGAUGCAUUAUAUGAGGCUAAGAAAUUAGAUCACAAGGAAGUUGUUGAACUCUUUAGUUGGAAUGCGUUUAAACAGAACCAUCCCAAAGAAGAUUAUGAAAUAGUUACAAACUCUGUGGUACAUUAUGUUAAUGGUCUUCCUUUAGGUCUUAAAGUUUUGGGUUCUUUCCUAUUUGGAAAGACAGUACAUCAAUGGAAAAGUGAAUUGCAUAAACUAGAAUGA